UGGGGUUCGGGAGAACAGCUGAGUAGGCCGGGAGGUGGGCCUCAGGGAUAGCUUCGGUACUGGAUGCCACGAUAAGUGCAAGCUAGCUGUGAGCUAGUUAGCUGCAAGCUGUGAUCUAGCUGUGAAGAUCAGAAGUAGUGGUCCAGGGAUUACGGCAGGAACCCGGCGUUGUUGUGGAGAGACAGUCCGAUACUAGUAGACUGGCGAGUAUUAUCCAGGCUAAGAACAGGGCUGGUAUCUGUGCAGAAGGUAAAAGCCGCUAGCAUUGGCUAACUAUGACUAAAUAGCUUUUAGCUAAUUAGCUAGUUAGCUUCUGGAGGUUCUUGAAUGUGUUCUAAAAUAAAAUAAAAAAUAAUAGCGAUACCGUAUCACAUUGGGUGAAGCAGUGUUACCUCUUUACUAUUAAAGUGUAUUGCUCUCUGUUUAUGACUGAUAAUAGGACGUAACACAGGGAUGAGGAGAAAACAAUCAUUUGGAUCCUACACAACACGUUGUUGUACCUAAAUAAUUCCACAAGAGGGCGACAUAUAAACAUUUCUUAAAACCAAUUAACCUCUACUGCCUUCAGUCCAUGACGUCCCCGACUAACUAAAAGUCUGCGUCUGCAAAAAUGCUCUUUUAUCAUAACUCGACAUGAAAGUAGCAAAGCCAAAACAGUCAAUGACAUGCUUUUCGGGAUAUACAAUUAGCUAUGGUGGAAGAAAAGGUAGUACAGAGAGAUGAUGAUGAUCCCCCGAGGGAGGGGAGGGAGGUUGUUGAGGAAGAACCAGUGGCCCAGCUCAAGAAGGAGCCCAAGAAGACAGGAAAGGCAAUGGCAAGUGAUCUAUAAAGGAUUUAAAAAACCUAUGACAAAGGAACAGCUUGCAAAAUUGUGCAAGACCAUUGUCAACUUCAUUACACAGACCACCCUGCAGAUCCUGCUGCCGGCCCUGGCCCGCAUUCUAGGGGUGACGGGCUUUUAUGACAACGCUGACUCACUCAAGAGGGGCGGCAGUGCAAGAUCCUUCACUGCCUUUGAGCAGAAAAGACUGGAGCUCAUCCAGGAAGUUAAAUAUUUGGCGAAGGAGAUGUGUAACUGUGGCGGCAAGGCUCUCCAACCAAGGUCUAGCACACCCUCUUCCAAGAGUUCCCAGACCUCACUGAAAGCCCACCUGGGAAUGCCAGAGGACAGUAUCAUCAGCAGUGUCCAGGAGCAACUGUCAAAAUCUGACCAAAUGGUGGCUGCAGGACAGCUUUCACAAAUAGAAAAAGUGGUUGGACCUAUGCUGGAGAACAUUGAGAAGAUUAGCAGCGAACGUGGCGAGGAAUUGGUCUAUCAAGAGUCACUACGGUCUUCUUCCUCGUUGUCAUUCUCAACUGCCAAAUCACAGAAGACAGAGUGGGAAUUUGCACUCCCUGGCACUCCCAUUCCUUCUGAGUUACCCGAGAGUACUGCUCAGCCCAUUGUAAGAUGCUCAGUCAUUGACUUGAGCGAAUCUACUAAGCCAAAAACAAUGGUGUGUGAUGCCAGAACAAGCAUGUUUGCCAUAGCCGAUACCAUCAUGAAGAAGGUAUAUCCAGAGGCAGAAGGGCAGGUUACAUCUCACCCUGAUCUAACAGAUGCAAUAGCUAGACUGGAGGAGCUCAUAUAUCAGGGUAGGAUUGGUGCUCUCUCCCGUGAUCUCAGUCACCAAGUGAACCGCAUAAUUUCCGAUAGCAACUUGACCCCUCUGGGACUGACAGUGGUGGCUGGAAAGAGUGCAUCUGAUACCAUCCUUUCGAAGCUGAAGAGGAAUGACAAGGUGUGGAAGCCCACAACUUACGAGCUGGUUCAGCUGUUUGUAGAGGAGUCUGUUAAGUGCCUCCUGCUUCCUAGUUUUAUGCCCUAUUCAACUUCAAUGAGUUUGGCUCAGGGGGCCAAGGUGUUGGCUAGAGUGUCUGAAGAUAGAAUUUCAUGCUCUUCUUCUUCAUCAGUAUUUAGUGACACAGUCAGUCUCUUUACCAAAGUUAUGGUAAGCCAGGUCAUGUACUCUGUGGAUUCUGAUGCAGAAAGUAGAGGAUCCUCUCCAACUGAAUCUCUCCAAACAUCUGAAACCACUAUAUCUGAUGUAGGCAAUCUAUUGAGUGGCAAGUCCUCCCCUGGGCUGUCUCCUUCUGGCGCCAUUAUGGCAACAAGCGAGACCUCCAAUGCAGCACAAAUCUUGAAGGCCAACAUUGAUGGAGAGGAAGUGGAUACCACCAGUCAUUCUGGUGUAGCUCAAAACAUUGUCAGGGACGAUAUGUCAACCAGCCCAGACAUGGUCAAAGAUGUCACACUUCCAACCCCAUCCUCUGAUAACUUGGGCAGUGAUGAUGACUUCACCGGCCUCAUCAGCAUGUUAGUAAUGAGAAUUCUAACAGAAAUCCAAACCCCAGCAGAAGAUUACCCAGUUGACGUCACACGCAAGUCACAAGACCUGAUCCCUAAAGUUAUGGAGGUCUUCUGUGCAUGGUCAGGCUGCUCUGAGACACAAGCCUAUCCAGAGAACUUGAGGAUUCAUAAAGUCUACAGAGUCGUCUAUAAAAAUCUGUUGGAGGAGUUUGGCUCGGAGAAAAUCCUCCAACAGGCCGUGUCGACUCAGGACUCUUCAUUUGAUAGGAUUCUUGUCAAGUCUUUGAGUGAAGCGCUUCUCCACAGAUGUAAUGAGGCAUUGAGGGCAGCCUCAAGAACAUCAGUCAAAACCACCGGGCCUAAGGCUCUUCCACUGGCUGAGGAUGUGAGGGCUAGCAGCGGGAAACUAUCUUUUCUACAAAGGCUGGUCAGGCUGACAAGCAACUUAAAGCUAUUCAAGAAGGGGAACAAGAAGGAUUCCCACCGCUCUGAAUCAGAACAAGUACAGACCACUGCUGAAGAUGGCAUGCUGCCCAGCAUAGUGCCACAUGCUGCCAUGUCUGCACUGCCAAAGGAUCUCCCCGCCAGCUCCCAACAGGAGACGCCUCACAAACGUCCACUUCUCGUCAGAAUGUUUUCUGCCAUCUCCAAAGGCCUGUUCAAGCCCUUCAAACAGUCCUUAAAGACCAAGUAACUUAAGACAAUUUAUUAAACGUCAUUCAUUGCAUUAAAUUGGCCUUUGUCUUCUUAUGUGCUCCCGUUAACAGACUAGAUUAC
Oncorhynchus mykiss (rainbow trout) is the source of this 3127-nucleotide messenger RNA. Lineage: Eukaryota; Metazoa; Chordata; Actinopteri; Salmoniformes; Salmonidae. The record is from RefSeq and is a predicted model, not a curated record.